Molecule: messenger RNA, 3381 nt
Organism: Jatropha curcas
Lineage: Eukaryota; Viridiplantae; Streptophyta; Magnoliopsida; Malpighiales; Euphorbiaceae
Product: PAP/OAS1 substrate-binding domain superfamily
Source: RefSeq, a predicted model, not a curated record
AAACAAAAAAAAAAAAAAGAAAGAAAAUAUUAGCGUAUACUUUGCCAAAAGGUUUUCGCUGCAACAAAAACUGAAAAUCGACAAUCCACUGAAUUGAUACCGCUUUGGAUUUCUUCCUUCAAAGCCACUUGUUUUCUGAAUCUCCCCAAAUUUGAAAUUUCUUGCGCUGUUACCCGUCGUUUGCUUCCAUUCUACCUGCCGUUUUUGGCAAAAUUCCUGUUCACACUCACCAAAUCCCGAUCAAUCAAAUUAGAAAAUACAUCGAUUCUAAUUCAGAUUCGCAAAAACACAGACGAAAAAAAAAAAAAAAAAUUCGUUUCGUCAAUAUCUGGUUCGGCAGAUGAGGAUACUGUCGCCAGUUUGUGAUAGAUUUUGAUUUUUAUAUUUUAGUACUUAAAUGGGCGAUCUUCGAGCUUGGUCACCCGAACCGAACGGCGUCGUUUUAGAGGAAAGGCCGUCGUGGUCGUCAUCAUCGCAGGGAAACCAAACGGUUAUUAUCAGUGCUGAGUAUUGGCAAAAAGCUGAGGAUUUGACUCAAGGAAUUAUAGCCCAGGUUCAGCCAACAGUUGUUUCUGAGGAGAGGAGAAAAGCUGUUAUUGAUUAUGUGCAGAGGCUAAUUAGAAAAUCUAUUGGUUGUGAGGUCUUCCCAUUUGGGUCAGUUCCACUGAAAACUUAUCUUCCUGAUGGAGAUAUUGAUUUGACAGCAUUUGGUGGUAUGAAUGUUGAGGAGGUGCUGGCCAAUGACGUGUGUUCUGUACUUGAAAGGGAAGAUAAGAACAGGACUGCUGAGUUUAUAGUGAAGGAUGUCCAAUUAAUCAGGGCAGAGGUUAAGCUCGUAAAAUGUCUCGUACAGAACAUUGUGGUAGAUAUCUCUUUCAAUCAGUUAGGAGGACUUUGUACUUUAUGCUUUCUUGAGAAGGUUGAUCGCCUAAUUGGCAAAGAUCAUCUUUUCAAACGCAGCAUUAUACUGAUUAAAGCUUGGUGCUACUAUGAGAGCCGUAUUCUUGGUGCUCAUCAUGGCUUGAUAUCUACCUAUGCUUUGGAGACUUUAGUUCUAUAUAUCUUCCAUCUCUUCCAUUCAUCGUUAAAUGGUCCUUUAGCUGUUCUCUAUAAAUUUUUGGACUAUUUUAGCAAAUUUGAUUGGGACACCUACUGCAUCAGUUUGAAUGGUCCAGUCCGAAUAUCCUCCUUGCCAGAAGUUUUGGUUGAGACACCUGAAAAUGGUACAUGUGAUCUACUGCUUACUAAUGAUUUUCUCAAGGAAUGUGUGGAUACAUUUUCAGUUCCUGCAAGAGGAUACGAGACAAACUCACGAGCAUUUUCCCCAAAGCAUCUUAACAUUGUUGAUCCAUUGAAAGAAAAUAAUAAUCUUGGCCGGAGUGUAAGCAAAGGAAACUUUUACCGAAUAAGGAGUGCUUUCUCUUAUGGGGCUCGAAAGCUUGGGCUAAUCCUUUCUCAACCAGAAGAAAUUAUAGCUGCAGAACUGUCAAAAUUUUUUUCAAAUACUUUGGAUAGGCAUGGAAGUGGACAGAGGCCUGACGUUCAAGAUCCUGCACCUUCAGAGAGUCAGCAUGGCUUUGCUGCUGCAAUUUCAUUUUCUGGUGCAGAGACAAAUCAAGAAGAUCAGACAAUUUGUGAAUCAGAAUCUUCUGAUUCAAGCAGCAUACUUGGAGAAUCUAGAUUGGAUCAAGAGCAACCUUUGCAUGGAGACAAUGUUAAGAUAUCGGGAAGGAAGAUCUAUUUUAGCAGAACUGUUAAUGAACUGCAAAAUUGUGCAAAUGAGGCUGCUGUUUCAGAAUUUCGUCUUUUUGGUGAUGCAAAAGACCUAGCAACUUUUAAAAUGCAAGGUCUUUCAAUUGCAAAGGAUGCACUUAAAUUUUCUACUCCGAGUGUUGAAGAGAGUAUAUCUCCUAUAGGUAAAGCACAUCAUGCACCUCAUCUCUGUUUCUCUUCCUCAGUCAUGGGGAAUGGGGAAAUGAUAAAUGAUUGGAAACAUCUAGAAUGUUCUGGUUCUAAGGAGAAGAGGGUGUCAUCUGGGAUUCAGCCAGCACUGGCUGAGGAUAUGGUCCGUGCUGUCAACAAUGACUGGGAAGACAAGCAGUUUGCUAGUCAUGAGGCUUUAUCCCCUGUUGAAUCAACAAACCAUCCAUUACUCUGUAACUCAGUAGCUUGGUCCUCUGAAGACCUUUAUCCCAGCCAUUCCAGUAAUCGACCUUGUGCUGAUACUGCUGGAUGCCCUGAAGCCUUCAAUUCCUUGUCAGAUCUUGGUGGAGAUUUUGAGAGUCAUCUAAACAGUUUGCAUCUGGGCCGGUGGUGGUAUGAGUAUGCAUUUAAUGCAUCUGUUGCUUCCAUUUGUCCACAGCUGUUUCCUCAGUUCCAGAACAAGAAUUCAUGGGAUGUAAUAAGACGGUCGGUGCAGUUUAGGCGGAAUGCUUUCUCUCAGAUGAAUGUCAACGGUGUUGUCUCAAGACCAGUUUUUCCCCCCAUGAACCCUCCUUUGAUGCCUGGUGCAUCCUUUGGUAAGGAAGAAAUGCCAAAGCCACGAGGAACAGGGACAUAUUUUCCAAACACGAACCACUACAGGGAUAGGAACAUGACAGGUAGGGGAAGAAAUCAAGCACCAAUGAGUCCUCGUUCCAAUGGUCGAACUGUGACUUCCCAGGAGAAACACUUGCCAGAAAGAAACGGCAGGGACCGUGAGCUGUCACAGGCACAAUAUCACAUGCACCAAGAUGGCGGAAAGCUUGGACCUUCAGAUCUUCAUCACACUGGAUCUCCUGAAACCAAACAUUAUACCAAUGUAAAUGGUUCAAUGCAUCAUUCUGAGAGGGUUGUGGAAUUUGGGUCAAUUGGGCAUCUACCAAUGGGGCCUUCCUCAAUUGAAGGUGGCUGGCAGCCUAACCCAGGUUCUGCACCAGCUCAUAACUAUCGUGUGAGCCAAGCAAUACCAGGAAUGCAAGGGCCAAAACCUGUUUCAGCCAUUAAUCAGGACAGGAUAGCCGUGCAAUCAUACCAUUUGAAAGAUGAUGAUUUCCCCCCUUUAUCUGACUCCAGUGGAAAGGGAAUGCCUGUGCAUAUGGUAAAGAAGCUUGAAAAAUGAGAACAAUAAAUCCUAACCAAACAGCCUAUGUCAGGUUUUUCAAUUAGAUGCCUCUGCGGCAACUUUUAGGAUGCUCAGUGCAUGGAGUUCCAUGUUUUAUUUCGUGUGCCAUUUGUACAUUAUACUAAUGACUCCUGAGCUGUCUUGUUUUUAUGUAUAGAAUUGUCAAAUUAUGAUUUUGGCUCAGGUUUUGUUUUUACCUCCUCCUCUGAUGUAACUUAAAUUGGAAAAAAAAUAGUUUUCUUUUGCAGCUGUAAUUAGAGAACCAUUGCCUUUCGGAA